This is a messenger RNA of Diuraphis noxia (Russian wheat aphid), 2542 nucleotides long. RefSeq lists its product as uncharacterized. Lineage: Eukaryota; Metazoa; Arthropoda; Insecta; Hemiptera; Aphididae. The record is from RefSeq and is a predicted model, not a curated record.
UCGUGUUGUAUUAAUAGAACACGUAGCUGCUGCCGUCGCCGCCGUCAUGAGGAUUUACUUAAUCGGGUCAGGCCUGUGUAUAGCCACGGUGGCCGCUUGUAUGGACGCGACCGGCCGUGAAUGCGGAGAUCUGGGUCCGCCGCCGUCCAUACUGGACAUGCCGCCGCCUCCGAUGCCAUCGUUUUUGGCCGCCGUCUUGAACGAUCAGUCGGGAAGCAAUGAAUCAAACUCGCCGAACAAAGAUAUGUUGAUGGAAACCAACGAACUGGAACCUGGCAAACCGUGCAAAGCCAUGUGCGAUACUGACCAAGGGGUGGGUUUUGUCGAGUUGCCGCAACAAGGGCCUAUCAUCGAGACUUACUCCUGGUGGAUGUUGCUGUCCACAUGCCUACUCGGAGUGAUGUUGAUCGGGACAGUGAUACUAGUGGUAGUCGUCCGGCUGAGAGAUAAAAAACGUUGGAGCAAAUCGGACUUCAGUCCGGAGCCAAAGAAGAGCCCGCCGCUGUACGACACGAUCGACAUAUCGCCGAAGACGUUUUGGGCCACGCUGUCGCCCACGGGCAACAUCGACACGACGGCCACGACUCGGCGACCGGUGCACCACCACCCGCAGACCAUCGCCAACCCGAACUUCGAGAACGGCGCCUACUAUCCGUACGAGCAGCAACACGAAUACCAGCAGAUCAACACCAUCCGCCGCGCCAUGCCCGAGUACCAGACGAUCAGACCGCACGUGUCGUCGCCCACGCGCAUCGAACAUCCUAACAUGCCGCCGCUGAAUCUGUACAGAUCGAUUCGCCGGAUAUCCGAUUUGGAAUCGCCGUGAUCCGGCCACGCGGUCCCCGACAACCGCAAUCGAUGCGAUAUCGUGUGCGCGCUACGCGACAACAGUAAAACCUCGCUAAGACGGAAUCGCUCGGGACCGGAUAAAAUAUUUUUCGGUCACAUCACCGACGCGGUUUCCGACAUGUUAGGGGGGAGAGGGGGGUUCAUAUCCGUUAUGCAUCCGAAUCGGGACCAAUCGUGGAAUAUUAUUGUCCUCCGUUUGUUUCCGUCUUACCGAAGUUUUKCUGUAUCUAAUAAUAUACGUACGGAGUGUAGUCAUCACUGUGUGUACGUAUAAUAAAUUAUGCGUUUUAGAAAUCCCGCAGGAGGCCGACGACAAUAUUAUUUAAUUACAUUAUAUCAUACUUCAUAAAGUAUUUCCCCCGCGAGCGCCGAACCCGCGGCUACCGCCUCUGGUGUUAUAGGUGUCGUCCAAAGUUUUUUUUUUCUUUUCUGAAGUCCCGGAAGUCUUAUUGGUAUUCACAUUAUUAUAUGUAAUAAACAUAAUGACUUAGGUGAUUUAUUUUAAUGUGGUAUGACCCGAAAUCGUUUUCAUUUGACGACCACGCUCUAGCCGUGCAUGAUAUCACAAUAGUACAUUUGACAGGGAAAGAAUCGAUUCCUAUAUAGAUGACRCUCUACUCGCGUACCGCCGUUAUAUUUUAUAGUCCAAAUAUAUUUUAUAUUGUACCUGUAGGCGAUAAGUAGUACACAUAAUAUGCAAAUAUAUACAUAUCUACAGUAUAUAAUAUAUAUUAUGUAUAUAGGAGGUUUACUAAUAUCGCAGAAUCUAAAAUGUGUACAUCUAGAAGUCUCCCCGAAAAUCGAAUAUUCAUAAUAUAUUUUUUCUUCUUGUUUAUCUACACAUACUUUUUCGCGUUUUCAACGAAUUCAAUCGUUCGGAAUAAUCGCACGGGCACGGUAAACAUGACACAAUGGGAAGAAAUGCAUUGCAAGAAACGUUAUAAAUCAGCAUAUUAUUGUACCUUAUUGUGCCGUGUUCAAAAUUGAACGACGUGAUUAUUUUUUAUUUUUUUUUUUUUUACACACCAGUAACUCCCAUUAUAUAAAUCAUAUGGCGUAUAGGGUGGAAUGUAAACACCGAAUUUUAUGUUUUAUUUUUGAACAGUGUUCAGCUUAACAUACGUCUUUGGUACGUCGAAUGCUAAAAAAUGCGUUUGUACAUAAUUAUAAUAUUAUGUAUACAUAUUACAUAAACAUUUUGCAACCAAUGGUGAAAAUCCGCGGGUUUUGUUUUUUUUUGUUUUGUUCUUUUCAAGUUUCAAUAUUAAUAUUUCUACCACCAAACCGUCUAGUCCUUAAGCUAAGUACCUACUUUUAGUUGAACGACAUUACGAGCCCACUAUGCUAAUGGCAUAAUUUUAUAGCUGUUGACCAUUUUAUACACCGCGGAAAACAGCCGGGGAGACCGCACAAUAUUGACUUAUCGUAUAUAGAUAUUGAUUGUAGCUGAUGUGAACUAUAAAAUUACCAAUAGACGCGACGCUCCUUUACCAUUACAUACCUGCAAUGACUGAAAUAUUUUUUUUAAUACAAAUCCAAUCUCUUGUCAAUACUUUAAACAUGCUUUAUGAUGGUUUUCAUCCAAGUAUUAUUUAAGACUUUAUUUCACGCAUUAUUAUUACAUAAUAAUAAUGCCGAUUGUAAUUUUUGUUCUAACUGUAUUAUGUAUUCAGCUGUUAUAUUGUUUUUGUUG